Molecule: messenger RNA, 3921 nt
Organism: Hyalella azteca
Lineage: Eukaryota; Metazoa; Arthropoda; Malacostraca; Amphipoda; Hyalellidae
Product: reticulon-4-interacting protein 1 homolog, mitochondrial
Exons: 12
Coding region: 74-1579 (501 amino acids)
Cellular component (GO): mitochondrion
Molecular function (GO): oxidoreductase activity
Source: RefSeq, a predicted model, not a curated record
CCGGGUGACUGACAGCAGUGUGCUGCUGGAGUGUCCCAACAGUCUCGUCACUCGCGUGUCUUUUCGUCACGAAAUGGAUCAUGUGAUAUUUUUGGCCCAAGAAAGACUAGAAGCGCUUCAGGUACUUGGCAGUUCAUCUUCAGCGGCAGCUGCUGCACGACUAGCAUCAAUCCGUGAGGCAGCUAGGGCUUCUCUCAACCAAAGCUGGGACUCAUUAGGCUCAACUUACACAUCUUUGCAUGAUCGCUUGACAUCAUCUAGCCCAUACGAUCGACUCACAAAUGCCCUGGCCAGCUCCCGCGCCGCUCUACGCAACUUCAGACCUCGAGAAGUUUAUGAUCGCUGCCUUGUUUUCUUUGUUCAUGAGGUUACCAGAACUCAUGUGUACCUGUGUGCCGCCUGCUUUCUGGUGGGGGGCUUUAUGGGUCUCGUGGUGGGGCUACACGUGCAUAACAGCGUCGCUGCUCCCCAGCGCAUGCGAGCCGUGGUCGUCAACAGCUAUGGUGGACUUGAGGCCAUCACGGUAGUGGAAGACGUUCCAGCUCCACAGUUGACAGCCCGUGACCAGCUGCUGGUGCAGGUGAAGGCAGCUGGUCUUGAUCACCUGGACAUCCAGGUGGCCCAGGGGUACGGACGUGGCACCAGGAGGCAUUUAAACAAGUACAAUCCUAACUGGAGCGGCGACUUCCCUGUGGUGCUCGGCCGCGACUGCUCAGGUGUCGUGGUCGCCAUUGGAGCAGAUGUGGACGACUUCAGUGUUGGUGAUGAGGUGUGGCUGGUCGUGCCCCUGCACCACCAAGGAACGCUCAGCGAGUACCUGGUCGUGACGUCAUCACUCGCCUGCCACAAACCGCAGCAGCUGACGAUGGAGGCGGCCGCUGCCUUGCCUCUCAGCCUCGUCAGAGCCUGGGGAGCCCUGCAGCAGUGUCAGCUCCCGCAGCGCCAGCAGGCACAAGGCAAGAGGUUCCUUGUGUACGGGGGCGUGAGUGGCGUGGGCUUGGUGCUGGUGCAGCUGAUAUGCGCGUGGGGCGGCCAUGUCACCACCACCGUCACCUCGUCUCACCACGCCGAGCUGGCGACCAUGCUUGGGGCGCAUGACGUCAUAGCUUGUGACGUGGCGCCGCUAGACAAGGAGCUCGAGCUCAGGGAUAAGUUCGACUUCAUCAUUAACCCUGCUGGCCCAGGCCUGCACGAAGCUUCCAAGAAAUACUGCCAUCCUGACGGCAGAGUUGUGAGCAUAGCUCUGCCCCCUCUGCCUGCUGACGAUCUGGGGGUCGUGCUGGGGGCCUUCUACUCCCUCUACUCCAGGCUGCGUUUCCUCGUCUGUAAAUCCCGCUGGUUGGAAGGCUCCUGGUACGGCUCCGUGCCAACGGAGAGCGGGCUAAUCCUGCGGCAGAUUUCCCCAUUGGUGGAGGAGGGCAAACUGCGCGCCGUCGUCGACAAAGCAUUCAACUGCCAGGACGCUGAGCUCGCCUUCGCGCAUGUCGACUCGACGCAGCAAGUCGGCAGGACCGUCGUGAGGUUCAGUGCCUCUACCCCUUCACGCGCUCUUCAAAUGGCUUUGUGGCAAGACCGCUGACAUCUCGUUACCAAUUAACCUGAACUGCUUGACGUGCCAAAUCAGCUGCUCGCUUUACUCCGACCUUGCAGCCUCACCACCAUCACCUCGACCAACAUCACCUCCAUGGAUUCCAUUGUUUUGGUCACUAUUAAACUUCUGCUGCUACCUGCUCAAAUUAUUGGGAGAACUGAGAAUGCAUGUUUGAAAACGUGUUUUUACCUUUCAUGUUCGUAUCAGUGCCUGAAGGCAGAAUAAUCGAGCGGUGCAAGAUUCUAUAUCGCAUGACAGUGAAUUUUAUUUUUACUUAUUUCCAAUAUACUGGAUCGUGUUAAAAUUUAUAGGAGUUUUACGAAUUUGAAACUGGAAGUUUGCUGAUUUUAAUUGUUAUUUCCUCUACACACCAACAGACUGUAUUAUUGUUGAUUUAUUUGUUGUUGAUGAGCAAGUUUGUUCAUUCUUCAGGAAUACUCAUGUUGCGAGACCAGCGCAUACUUGGGUUUGUUGUGGAGAAGCUGUAAAGUUUCAACUGCCAUUCGAUUGUGUACACUAGAAACGAGAAAAAAUGUGUUACUGUAUUAGAUAAUUCUAGUGCGUGUAUAUUAAUUGCAAAACUAAUCCAUUUUUUGUUGAUGCAUUAUUUCAGAAUGUGAUGUUACCAGACGAUAUCCUAACAAUGUUUGUGCCAGACGAUAUCCUAGGAUUUAUGUUAAUGCCAUUAUUUUGGUUGAAGGUUUACCUGCAUUAUCGUGACCAGUUGAGUUUUAGGCAUCAAAUCAGGGUAAUAAUUGUGCUUUGUUUAUGCUUGCCGCGAAUUUUGUAGAGAGAAAUUGCUAAAUUCAAACAUUUCAAGUGGACUUCAGUUCUAUUUCGUCAUGGGUCUCGCAUAAGGCAAUAAGUGCGUUUUUCUAUUGUUAACUUGAAUAGUGAGUAAAUGAAGGGAGUAUACAACUUAUCAGACUGAAUAUAUCCAAUAGAAAUAUGUCCUGCAUUGCAAUAAUGUUUCAGAUCACUUCCCUCUGGGAUCUAGAGUUUUCUGUGUAAACAUAAAAACUCAAAUUAUUUUGUAUGAAGUAGACAAUAAUAUUACAACAUUUUAGAUCAUUGAAGCUGAUUUUAGAAUGAAAAUUAUUAGGUGGAAAAAUUCGAAUGAACUGGAGCGAACGAAAUAUUUGCAAAUAAGUAGCUUACGUAAUCUCGUGUGUAGUUGUUUUAUUAGACCGAGUUUUACUGUUCAAUGUUCAUGCCAUGCAUCGCUCUCGUGCUUCAUGUUGAGAAUAGGUUACCAGAUAUUGAAUGAAGUUUAACCCGACGAUAUGCAGUAGAGAGAUUAUCCUUAUAUCCCUUAUAUCAAUGUGCCCAUCAAGCUUAUAUCAACCUGUACGUUGCCCAUCACUGUCGAAUGUUCCUUAAUGUUGAUGAAUAAAGUACAAUAAUUGAGCAGUACAAGCUGCUGCACUGGCUGCGGCCUAAAGCGCCCAGACCAACUUUGGUCUUGGGUUGAGUCUCAAAGAAAAUGUCAUGAUGAAAUAUGUAAUAAUGAUGCGAGAAUUAUUUUCAUAGCGAAAAGUAUAGUGAAAUAUGUAUAAUGAUGCGCAAAUUACUUUCUGAAAACCUCAUGAACUGGAGAAACGAAGCAUAUUUUCAAUGCCUUGUACUAGUCAGUGAUGUACUUAUUGUUUUGUUGUUCUUACUCCUCGGUUAAGAAGCGAGACUUAGAUGAGUAUUUUAAACUUGUUUAUGUUCACAAUAAUUUCGACGUACGUAAUGAAAAUAUGUUCGAUUUUAUUGACAUUUUCUGCUGUUGAAUACGUGGAUAAUUUGCCAUUCUGCUAAUCGGGUUAUCUUAAAUGGUCUUGAAUUAAAUGUUUGGAUUAUAGUUUAUGUUUGUAACGUAGUGUGUUGCUGCGUUAAGCUCCUUCCGAAGCCCUUACGUUUAAAGCCAUUCGCUAAGGCGAAACGUCAUACGAAAUGUGUCUACGGUAUGACUUUUUUUCGAUCGUCCUGUACAUAAUAUGUAUUUAUUCGGGUGACAAAGAGUACUUGUAUUGCAAUAUUGCAGAUUACUUUCACAUAUUUCCAAUAAGCGCCACUCAUGAAUAAGACCAUAUAUGAAGGCAUUUCAGAUUAUUAUUUAUUCGAUCUUGUCACCUGAAAGGAAGUUAUGUUCGUUGAGGAUUCGCACAGUUCGGUGUGCCCGCAUGUGACGUGCCUUGCCAAUCAUUUCAGUCUUACCAAUCACUUUCUGUUGUGAUAACGAUUUUUUUCAGUCGCGUACAACCCAAAUUUUACCGACCGUAUCGCUGAACGAGGAUGCAACCGAGAAAUAUUUAUUAUGAGAAAUAAAUUAUUUUAAGAAUUUU